AUGGAAGGGAUGAAAGAAACAGCGACAGCCUACUACGAGAGGGCGGGCGAAGAGGAAAAUGAUUCGGCAGUAGAGUUCUUCAGAAAUCUAGAUGUGAAUGGCGACGGAAGAGUCGGUCGCUUCGAACUGAAGAGAUCCUCCAUCGGCUCCUGGUUGUCGAACAACAAAGUGUUCAAACAAUGCGAUGGAAACCUGGACUUUUACGAAUCUUUAGCUGUAUCUAUUACAUGGAGAUCCGCAAGAGCCCAUUAUUGUACGGGCUCUCCAGAAGCACUCCAGGCUUUGGCAUAUGUGUUUUUCGAAACAAUGAACAGAAAUGGAGACGGCAGGGUAGUCCUGUCGGAGUUCUUAACGUUCAUGCAGCACGAAGGCUACUCACAGAUGCGUAGCCCUUACUUCUUCAAUGAACUAGAUCUAGAUGGUAAUGGCGUUUAA
This is a messenger RNA of Sesamum indicum (sesame), 435 nucleotides long. The record is from RefSeq and is a predicted model, not a curated record. NCBI's taxonomy places the organism in Eukaryota, Viridiplantae, Streptophyta, Magnoliopsida, Lamiales, Pedaliaceae.